Molecule: messenger RNA, 288 nt
Organism: Brugia malayi
Lineage: Eukaryota; Metazoa; Nematoda; Chromadorea; Rhabditida; Onchocercidae
Product: UcrQ family protein
Exons: 3
Coding region: 1-288 (95 amino acids)
Biological process (GO): mitochondrial electron transport, ubiquinol to cytochrome c
Source: RefSeq, a predicted model, not a curated record
AUGAAGUUGUCACCGAUUCGUUUGAGUUUAGAAUUCGGUAAGCUUGGUAAGAUUUAUGGACAGUACAAAUUUACAUUAGCUCCGAAUGAGCAAAAAGUAUUCAAAGGAUUUUGGAAAGAUGCUGUCAUAAAAGUAUUAAAAAAUACAUGGAUCGAUCGAUGGUAUCUCUGGCUACCUCAAGGUAUACUAUUCUAUUUUAUGACAAAGCUAUGUGUGGAAAUGAACUACGAAGCUUACCGGAAGAAACCGGAAGACUUCAUUAAUGAAGGUACACCAAAGGAUGCAUAG